CCUUCCCCCUCGCUCUCGCCCUUCGUGAUCAAGAGGCAGCCGUUUAUAUAGCUCGACCCACUCAUCGGGACCCCCCUUUCCCUCCUCUUUGCCAUCACUUUGCCUCUCUUCUCGCCAUAACAUUUCGAACUCACUUACGACACACUCCUACACUCUUUACGACGACUACCAGCCUCAUAUUCCAACGAACUACUCUCUGAACACUCCUCGCACAUACCGCCAUCUACCCUACACUCAGUAAUCAACAUGUCCUCCAUUCAAACCCCUACCAACGUCGAGACCGAGACCAAGAAGCAGGAAGAGGUCCCCAUCACCAGCAAUGAGAUGGAUGUCGACUCAAAGCCUCCUACGGUCCCCGAUGAUAAGCCUGUUCUCGACGCUGCUGCCCCCGCUUUGGGACCUGCUGUAGUCGAGGCCGAGGCUCAGCCUGCGGACGUCGUCUCCCCUACCGACAAGAUCGAGCCCGUCGUUCAGACCGAAGGAGCCACCGAGACCGCCACCCCUCCUGCCCCGAUCGCCAAGGAGACCAGUGUUGAGGACAAGAAGGUCGAGGACAAGGUUGCUGCCGCUGUUCCUGCUGGAUCCAGCCCGAAGAAGGAGAAGAAAGGCAUCUUCGCUCGAAUCUCCGGGAUUCUCGGAAUCUCCUCGCCCGAGAAGAAGGACAAGGUUCACAAGACCGAAGCCGCCUCCUCCAAGGUAGCCGCUGUCACCCCUGCCACUACCACUGCUACCGAUGCUGCGAAGACCGAGAUCGCCGUUGCCCCUGAAGCCUCUACUUCUACAGCUACCGCUCCUGCUGUCGUUUCCGACGAGACUGUCAAGCCCGCAGUCACCGAAGACGUCAGCAAGUUGACUGAUGGUGUCGACGGCCUGAACAUUGUCGAGGAGCCCAAGAAGGACAUCGUCGAAGCUCCCGUCGUUGCUACCGAGACCACCGAGGCCGCCGCAGCUCUUCCAGAACACACCACCGCCAACACCACCGAUAACAAGAGGCCCGAGAUCAAGUCCUCCCCUUCCACUCCCAAGAUGCAUAGGCGAAUCUCCGCUCGUAUUGGCCAGUACAUCGACACCCGUUUCGGUGACAAGAGGAAAGAUACCGCCAGCCCUCCUCCCGUCAAGAAGGAUACUGCCGUCGUAGAGGAAUCCGCUGCCGGAGAGGGCAAGGUCGUGGAUGAGGUGAAGACGGAUUCCGCUCCUGUCCUGGCUCCUCCCAUCUCUGUGGCGCCUUUGGAGGAAGUCACCGCUCCCGUUGAGGCUCAGACCGAAACCCAGGUAGUCAAGCCUGUAGCAACCUCGGCUUGAACGGUCUCCUCUUGACGGUACCCUAGACGAUCUUUGACGACACUUCCUCUCUAUUUCCUUGCGGUUCUUUCAUUUCCGGUAGUAGUCCUAUAAUACGCUUGGGGGACUUUGGCCCUGGCGGUGCUUUUUCCUUCUCCAUUCCGCUAGAUAUCGCAUGUAAUAUCUAUCGCACGGCCUACCUCGUGAGGCUGCCUCUAUGGUUUUCGGAUUGAUCGAUAUAUCCCAUCUCGGAC
Molecule: messenger RNA, 1535 nt
Organism: Filobasidium floriforme
Lineage: Eukaryota; Fungi; Basidiomycota; Tremellomycetes; Filobasidiales; Filobasidiaceae
Exons: 9
Coding region: 247-1302 (351 amino acids)
Source: RefSeq, a predicted model, not a curated record